Periconia digitata is the source of this 1648-nucleotide messenger RNA. The record is from the annotation of a GenBank genome assembly. Lineage: Eukaryota; Fungi; Ascomycota; Dothideomycetes; Pleosporales; Periconiaceae.
AUGAUUACAUCGCACAAAACUUCCGACGUUGCUAGCCACGACCACAAGUCUCUGUCGAGUACAGGGAAAACUGUUUAUACCGAUGCGACGGAAGGUCUUCCAUCCAGUGAGAAAUCGUCUUCGUCCAGUCUACCGUAUUCAUUCUAUGAACUUCCAGGAUCUCAGCAUUCUGGUAGCGAUCAAUCGCAAGGAGGUUUAGAGCUGUCACAAUACGACGGGGCUGGAGCGUCGCGACAAGCCAGUAGGGGCGCUUAUCACUCUAUUCGUCUGCAUGGAUAUCGUGCACCGGCUUCGCCAUAUCCAGAACAAUCUCGAGUGCCAACCUCCCCUACUCCACAACCCAACCCUAGAGGACAUUCGGGACUUUCUCCAUUGCCUGUGCAUCCAUACAGCCGAUCAUCGAGUGGGCAAUACAACUUCCGGCCAUCUAUCGACUUAUUGACUUCAGAUGACAUCCUCGGGGCAGACCAGGAUGCUUUGACGGCAGCCCAGCGUAAUACACCAUCUCCACUGGACCUUGUGCAGGAACGAGCAACUUCACAUAUGCAUCGCAUAUCUGCUCAGAUGCAGGCCAAUAGGACACGUAGCGCUGCGAUGCCUCGACCAGGGUCUCGUUUACAGCGCUCUGGCGAGUUCGUACUAUCGGCUCAACAGCGAACGAUGCUUGAUGGUUCCCGCUGGCAGCCUGUCAACAGUGGUCGUGAUCGAUCCACCGUUGGAGGCCGCCAGCAAAUACCUUAUGGAAUGCAGCAAUACCGCUACCCUUCAGAUCGACAAGUUACUGUGCAAGAGCCUCCUAGCAACCGUGGGGUUCUUUUCAAUCCUCGAGCUAACCAGCGUUCGAGUGAAAAUGUUCCCGUGAGCAAUUCCACACUGGACACCCACCCGCGUGCUUUCAACGAUACUGCCAGACAAGAUGGAGUUCCAGGCACAUCCCCCAACAUACCCAAUGUAGAAGUACGGAAUACCGAUCAUGUCGCUGGCAAUCUUGCCAUACCAUUAUGCUACAGCUUACCACAGCCUCCACGACCACGCGACACCUCCAAUCGUCCGCAUAUGGUGACUUCGCGCUCUCCCCACCCGUUUGGUGGAUCGGAUGGCGGACUGUCUGAUCCUGUAGGUUCCAUUCAGAUGGAAGCACACACGCAUCCAGUAAAUAUGAUCAGGGGGCCUCGAAGCCAGCCCCCGCGCUUUGCCAGACCGGAGGAUCGAAGCGUGCACUUCGCAGCCAGGCGAGCUCGCCCUACCCUCCGCCUUGUAUCGCCUAUAUAUCGUUCAUCAGCAGUCCCGCCGGCAUAUCUGUUCCAGCGUCCACUGUCUCGCGGUCCUCCGUCUACAUCUACCACACUGGAUGUUGCUGAGGGCGUCACUAGUCGCCAUCCUCCUCCCCCGGGCGUUCCUUCCAUGGUGUCGCACAAUGUAACGAGCCCGACGAAUGUGGCGGUGAACAACAGGAGAAUACCCGUGCAGCAGCAGGAUCAAGAGAAUCGGGGUGAGUUGGAAAGGGAGAUGGAGGUUAUGCGAGAAGAGCUUGCGGCGGUGGGAGUCAGGUAUGGUGAUAACGAUGGAAGACAGGAGAGAAUGGAUGAGACGCCCCCCAGGAUUGGCAGGAUCGAGAGGAGGAUGGGGAAUUGAGGCAUCAUCUCGC